AUGGAGCUGCCUACCUACCUACCUUGCUACCUUACCUCAUGGAACCCCAUUUGCCCGUGGUGCCACUGCGGGCUGGCCCCUUCUAUGGUAGGCAGGAACGAACGCCAUCUGCCCCUCUGCUCUUGA
Molecule: messenger RNA, 126 nt
Organism: Colletotrichum tamarilloi
Lineage: Eukaryota; Fungi; Ascomycota; Sordariomycetes; Glomerellales; Glomerellaceae
Exons: 1
Coding region: 1-126 (41 amino acids)
Source: RefSeq, a predicted model, not a curated record